AUGGCAGCUAAAAUCAAUAGUUCAAUCAAUCUGGGUGCUUGUGUUGGAUUGAAAGAGAUAGUAGCCUCUAAUGUUCGGAAUAGUAUCAAAGAUCGACUUGAUCCCUAUGCAGGCAAUGACUUUUUUGAUGAUGAAAAUUUUCGAGCUGCUCUUGAACGUAUGAAUGGUGGCUAUGAUAUCGCUCAAGAUCUAAUUCGCAUGAUGGAAGAUUAUUGUGAAAUCGGUCGAAAUCAUGCUCAAAAUCUUCUGUCAUUCAGUCGAAAAUGGAUCAAACAUUUCAAAAAUCAACCAAUGAUUUCAUCAUAUCAUACAACUAAACAUGCUCAAGUCGAUACAAUUCUUAUUGCAAGACAUUUUGCACGUAUUGAUGAUAAUCGUUGCAAUGCUUUACAAGCUAUAAUUAAUAAAUAUCGUAAACUUAUCGAUGAGACUUACACGCGUGUUCAUUUUGGACAUCGAUAUGAACAUUGUCGAUAUCGUGAAUUUAAAAAACUUUUCAAACGUGCUCACAUGUCUGUAGUCAAUGCAAAGACAAAUCUCGAUAAAUUACAUGAUCGAAUCCAUCGCAUAGAACAGAUUCUUCUGAAUGUAGAUAAAGAUUUUGAAAAAGUGGCAAAUAAUGAAGUUGUUAAUGAAAAAAAACUAAUGAAUAAAUCAAUCACUCAUACUAAAUACGAAAUUGAAUUAAAGCGACUUGAAACGAAAAUGAAAAAUGCUGAAGAGAUUUAUGUGAAUACCAAAGAAACAUAUCGAAAGAAAGCGAAAGAAAUUUUUUCCCAGUGUCAGGAAAUUGAAAAACAACGUCUAGAACAAAUUCGAGAGAUUCUUCUCGUAUUUAUUCAGACAAUGCAUAUAAGAAAUAAUGUUUCUGAAAUUGAAAAAAUCUAUGAUGAACUUAUCUCUAACAUCACUACUCAACAAAAUUCAUUGGAAGAUUUAGUUUUUUGGGCAAAUACCUAUGGUAUUGACGAAGAUGAAGAUGUUUUACUUCCUUUGUCGAAUGUUGAAUUGCAAACCACAACCAACGAUGAACUUCAGAUUCUAAUCACAUCUACAACAAUCGAAAGUAGUGCUAUAGACGACGACGACGACGAAGAGCACGAAUAUAAAGAUAACGAAAAAUAA
This is a messenger RNA of Rotaria sordida, 1125 nucleotides long. The record is from the annotation of a GenBank genome assembly. Lineage: Eukaryota; Metazoa; Rotifera; Eurotatoria; Philodinida; Philodinidae.